Molecule: messenger RNA, 604 nt
Organism: Paramecium octaurelia
Lineage: Eukaryota; Ciliophora; Oligohymenophorea; Peniculida; Parameciidae
Source: the annotation of a GenBank genome assembly
UAGUAUGUUAAGCGAUAAAGAGUAAAUAGAGUUCUUGGGUAAAAAACCACCAGCAUGUACUAAAAGCACAAUAGAGAAGCUUAUGAUGAACUUUUAACAAAUUUCCAGGAAUAUUGAUGAUUUAGAUUAGGAUUUAAAUCAGUUGGCUAAACGCCUUGAUUAUUUGGAAGUAAGCCAGAUUUGAUGAGUUUUGUUAGGAAUCAAUCACUGAACAUUACACCCUCGUUUAACCAUAAAAAUAAGAAACCAAAAAAAAACGUAGAACUGCCAACCUCAUCAAAAGAGAUUUUUAAGUACUUUUUUUUUAUAUACCCAAAUAGUGUCCUUACGAAAAAUGUGACAAAAUAUAUGGAACUGACAUUUCAUUGAAUUUGCAUAUAAGACUAAAACAUAAUGGGGGAUCAAAAAUUGAAAGAGAAGAAUUAGCAGUAAUCUAAAUGUGUUUAAAUUUUAGAAAAAAAUAUUAGAAGCCAAAUUUUAAGACGAAGUGGAGCCAGAACACAGUUUUAAUCUGCCUCCUAAUUUCAUUGAAGAUUUCUACAUACACCAUCAAGAAUAUAUAAAUAAUUUAGAAAAAACUUACAAUAAGAGAAUAUUACUUUGA